GGUACGUAUUGUUUGCGUGAUGCGAAUAAUAGUCAACAAUUCAAAACGUCCUUCUGUGUUCAGAACUCCCUUUUGAAAAUAAGCAAGCAGUUUCAAGAGAUAAAUACCAUUGUUUUUCUUGUUUGGCUGUGUGGUCCUUUUGAGAAAAACACAUAUCCACCCAAAUCAUCGAAUUUUAAACACAUUGUUUGGUUUGCUUGGCCAACAGUGUGUUACGCAACAGAAGGUUGCAACUUGCAUUGAAGGAAUCUUACUUCGUGGUGCACUCAAGCGAGAGAAUUAUUAUUGUGACCCGCGCUAAAUUUUACAGCAUAGAGCAAGGAAACAGCGGUAAUAGAAAAGCGAGUAGCAAACUUGCACCGUGGUUUAUUUGCCCGGUGAGUUUCUUCCCGGGAUAUAGCGAACCAAGAUCGACUGUCUCAGGAAGUGAAUGAAGAUGCUGCUGGCAGAGUGCGCCGCGAAGAACGAGGAGGUUUCGUCUUCUGGUCAUCUCGGCAAUAUGGCGGAAAACUUGAAGAACGACGGAGGGGUUCAAGUCGAUGUUACAACAGCCAAAACCGCAAAUACGAGAGGAACUUGUCUGGUGUGCGGGGACACAUCAACCGCCAUCCACUACGGCAUUUCGUCUUGUGAAGGAUGCAAGAGUUUUUUCUCUCGAGCCAUUGCCAACCACGAAUCCUUCACCUGUCCGACCAAGACCUGCCGAAUCAACAAAGCUACCAGGAACCGAUGCAUGUAUUGCCGAUGGAAGAAAUGCAUCGCUGUGGGAAUGUCAAAAGAUAGAAGCAAACUCGGCAGACGUCCAAGGAAGAGCCGAGUCUCUCGUUCUGUGCCAAGUGCAUUGGCGGGUAAAAGUGCAGACGUCGGUAGUGGUACUUACAUGUAUUCCUCCUCAGCAGCAUCCGAUCAAGCUGGCCAGGAUCCGUGGCAGACUACGAGCAGUCAGUAUGCUUCAUCACCAGGGAUGUCAAAAACAACUUGGACCGAGACACCUCCGCAUUGUGAGCCUCUGGUUCCAUUUGAAGGGUCAUGCUUCGCCGGGAACAGCACGCCUGCAACCCAUCUUCCAGCCACGGGCGAGGGGUCCUGUGGCAUCAGGAAGAAAACCGCAGAAAGCCCAUCAAACAGCAUCGACUUCGCUGACAGGGUAUUCGAUCAUUGGAAUUCCAUUUACAAGUAUCUGUCAAAAGAGGGCACUUACAUCAACGUGGUGGAGCGGGCCGACCUGGAACAUAUUCAGUUUGAAGCAGUCGAGGAUCGGCGUCAGAUUAUGUCCAUCUUACUUUCUAACUUCGAUCCGUCUAUCAGGGACUUUAUCAAGUUCAUGAAGCUCAUUUCGGAGUUCCGUAGGCUGGACGUCCAGGACCAGAUUAUCUUGAUCAAGGAGAACAUGUACGAGGCGAUCACGCUGCAUCAAGCUUUCCUGAUGGGAAACUCCGAGAUCAUACAUGUGCUUAGUUCCGCGCACUCAGUCAGGAUCCCCUUGAGCCUAACGGUGACUGAAUUAGCUCUUUGGAACAUGUUGAGAGCCACUUCGGAUGUCGGCCGGCAGAUGAUGCGAUUGGGUCUCAACGGGCAACAUGCAUGCGUGCUGGGCGUCAUUGCUAUACUUGCUACAGAUCGCAUCGGGCUCAAGAACGUGUCUGAUAUCGAGAGGCUGCGGUCUUUGACCCUAGAGGCCCUGCAGCAGCUCAUCAUGAGAACCCAUCAAGAGAACCACCGUGAGGUCUUCUCUAAGACCAUCCUCCUUCUGCCAUCUGUCAGAGAAAUCAACUGUGACCACAGGAAUCUGGUGCUGGCCAUGUCUCUGGAAAUGCCACAGAGAAUGCCGGACCUCCAUAGGGAGGUGUUUGACAUAUGAGGUCGAGAUCACCAUGGCCGGGGGCCGUAUACCAUAAGUCCGACGCCUCAUAGGUCCGACGCGCCUCAUAAGUCCGAAAUUUCGGACUUAUGAAGCAUCGGACUUAUGAGGCAUAAAAUUUAUUUAU
Patiria miniata (bat star) is the source of this 1988-nucleotide messenger RNA. Its product is annotated as probable nuclear hormone receptor HR3. The record is from RefSeq and is a predicted model, not a curated record. Lineage: Eukaryota; Metazoa; Echinodermata; Asteroidea; Valvatida; Asterinidae. Gene Ontology annotation, biological process: hormone-mediated signaling pathway; positive regulation of transcription by RNA polymerase II; cell differentiation. Gene Ontology annotation, molecular function: zinc ion binding; RNA polymerase II cis-regulatory region sequence-specific DNA binding; nuclear receptor activity. The transcript is spliced from 6 exons. The coding region runs from base 431 to 1861 and encodes 476 amino acids.